AUGGACGAGCAAUAAAGAUCAAUGGCGAACGCCGGAUCAUCAUCUCUGGUGCAAUUCACUAUCCACGCAGCACGCCUGAGAUGUGGCCUGACUUGCUUCGAAAAGCAAAAGAAGGUGGCCUUGAUACUAUUGAGACUUAUAUUUUUUGGAAUGGCCAUGAGCCUCGGCGCCGCGAGUAUUAUUUUGAAGGCAAUUAUGAUGUGAUUAGAUUCUUUAAGGAAAUUCAAAAUGCUGGAUUAUAUGCAAUAUUACGGAUCGGCCCUUAUGUUUGUGCUGAAUGGGACUAUGGAGGAGUUCCUGCUUGGUUACGCAAAAUCCCAGGGAUGGAAUUUAGGACCAACAACCAGCAAUGGAAGGAUGAAAUGGCAAAUUUCACUACUUUAAUAGUAGAUAUGAUCAAAAAAGAAAGGUUAUUCGCACCACAAGGAGGACCCAUCAUCCUAGCUCAGAUUGAGAAUGAGUAUGGAAACAUUAUGGGACCUUUUGGUGAUGCUGGAAAAGAAUACAUUAAAUGGUGCGCAAAGUUUGCGGAAUCUCUCAAUGUUGGUUUACCAUGGAUCAUGUGUCAGCAAUCAGAUGCUCCCCAACCAAUGAUCAACACUUGCAAUGGUUACUAUUGCGAUAAUUUUACACCCAAUAACCCAAACAGUCCAAAAUUCUGGACAGAAAAUUGGCUUGGCUGGUUCAAAGCUUGGGGCAAGCCAGACCCCCAUAGGCCUGCUGAAGACUUAGCUUUUGCGGUGGCUCGUUUCUACCAAUCCAAAGGAACGCUUCAGAACUAUUACAUGUAUCAUGGAGGAACCAACUUCGGUCGCACACCAGGGGGUCCAUAUAUCACAACCAGCUAUGAUUAUGAUGCUCCACUUGAUGAAUAUGGAAAUAUCAAGCAACCCAAAUGGGGGCAUUUGAAAGAGCUCCAUGCUGCCCUAAAAUUGAUGGAGAAGUCUCUCACUUAUGGAGAAGUGAAUAACACAGACUUCGGCAAUGGUGCAGCGGCAACUAAAUUCUCAUACAAUGCGACUGUAUCUGGCUGCUUCUUAAGUAACGCAAACCAAUCUUCCGAUGCUACUUUGGAAUAUCAAGGAACCAAAUAUUUCUUACCUGCUUGGUCUGUCAGUAUUCUACCAGAUUGUAAGCAAGAAGUGUACAACACUGCCAGGGUUACAACCCAGACUUCUAUCAUGGUAAAGAAGCCCAACAAGGCAGAUGACGAGGCUUCUGAUCUAAAGUGGUCAUGGAGGCCGGAGACCUUGGGAUCCUCCGUCAGAGGUCUCGGGGGUAACUUCACAGAGAAUAAGCUCUUAGAACAGAUCACCACCGCUGUCGAUGAGAGUGACUACUUGUGGUACAUGACAAGUGUGGAUAUUACUCACAAGCAAGAAAUGACACUUCGUGUAAACACAACCGGCCAUGUCCUCCAUGCUUUUGUAAAUGGGCAGCUUGUAGGAUCGCAGUAUGUUGGUGUUGCAUCACCACUUUCGAUCCAAGACCUAGAGCUAGAAUUUUUUAGCACGACCGGAGCUACCUCUAUGCUUGGAUGGAUUCAGGCCUUGAAUUUUGGAGGAGCUGUAAAUAAUUUAAGGUGCUUGCAAUACAACAAUAGUGAGAUUCUUGCUGAAGAUGCUUAG
This is a messenger RNA of Elaeis guineensis (African oil palm), 1628 nucleotides long. NCBI's taxonomy places the organism in Eukaryota, Viridiplantae, Streptophyta, Magnoliopsida, Arecales, Arecaceae. The record is from RefSeq and is a predicted model, not a curated record.